GACCGGAGCCGACCGGUGCCUUGGACGCGAUUGUUGCGCCCUGUCGCGCGUUUUUUCCUUUUGUUUUCUGCCCAAGAAAAGGCGGCGGCGGUCUGCAGCCGUGAAUUAAACGCGCACUGUGAUAUGUCAUGACAGACGCAUGACAUAUCGUACUGUCAGCUGUUAGUGGAGCUGGCAGCUGCUUGGGUGUAAUGACAGCGUGACGGAGACCGCUGUAGCGCUACCUUCCUAUAAAGUCGAACAUUGCGAGGUGUACACCUAUGCAAGUAGCUGGCUUCCUAGCUCCGCGAAUGACGCAAUGAGCGACGGGAUUUGCGAGCGUAGGUUUGUUGACUCUCUUCCGCAGUUUUGAUACGCGAUGCGAUUGAUGCCCUUGAUGCGAGCUUGCCGAGUCAGGCCAUGGUCGACAAUGCUAGCGUGACACUGGCCCCAAUCGUCUGCGUGGGUGUUCGCUCGCCAAAAGGAAUAUCGGCAUAAAUUGUUAACGUGCGAACGUUAACGGUGGAACGCUGUCAGUUCCAUCUGAUGUGCCCACGGGGUUGUUUUAUUUUGUAACCCGAGCAGGUGAUCGACUGAUUUAGUGCGGUACAUAUUUUGGCUGCGAUCAAAGUGGUCACCUUCCAGCACUACAGCUCUUUUUUUUUUUUUCUUUCGGUGUAUCGCUACAAGUUGUGGUAGGGUUGCGGCAAGUUGCGGGACGAAACUAGGGCGCCUAUGGGGGCACUCCUGCCCGAACUUGUCAUUUGCUGGUUCCUACGUGACACAUCACAACGUGCCCCUACUUGCACUCUACCCCAACAUUUCAACAUGUUGUUGCAUGGUGUUUCUGUCAGUUUUUAUUAUAGGUGUUCUUAAGUUUUAUCUUUUGCACGGCGCUAAAGAACAGUAGCAGCACUGCUAUCUGUGAGCAGCGAAUAUAAACAAGCUGCCUAAGAACAUAGCCUCUGAGAUCUCCACUUUCCGCGCCAAUCUUUGUGGCUAUGCUGCAGAAAAGUAAAGACAUAAACCGUAUGGCAUGAGCUUCCAGAAAACCGCUGCUACGAAGAUGUGUUUGUCGACUUGAAUCUCUGGUCGGUGAAUAAGACAAACAGCGCAGCAGCCCCUCUUGAAAUGCGCCGUUAAGUCUACGCGCGUCCAUCGGGUGUUUUUCCGUGCUCGUACGGCUCGUGUCGCAAGCCAGGCCAGCCGUUACAAGUGCCAACACGCAGCAGCCGCGUCGACGAACGGCAAGUUUGAGCAAUGACGCCGGGCGGUUCGCUUGGAGUGCUGGCUUUGUGGCUGUCGUUGACAGCGGUCUGUGGCGACAAGAGGGGAUACAUCCUCUAUUGUCCCUGCAUGGGGCGCUUUGGGAACCAGGCUGACCACUUUCUAGGCGCACUGGCCUUCAGCCGAGCACUGGACCGCACCCUAGUCCUUCCACCAUGGGUGGAAUAUCGCCCAGGAGAACCCAAGUCCGUGCAGGUGCCCUUUGACACAUACUUCAAGGUGAAGCCGCUCGCCAAGUACCACCGGGUGAUCGUCAUGGAGCGGUUUAUGAAAGAUCUGGCACCCUCCAUUUGGCCACCAGGAAACCGCACUGUGUUCUGCUACCAAGCCCGUGCAUUGGGCCAGGGCUGCCAGGCCAAGGAGGGCAAUCCGUUUGGCCCCUUCUGGGACACGUUUGGCGUGGACUUUGACAAGUCCGAGUUCUACAUGCCUCUCCAGUACGAUAUCCACCACCGUGACAUGGCACGCAAGUGGAAGGAGAAAUAUCCGGCCGACAGGUACCCGGUGCUGGCAUUUGUGGGUGCGCCAGCCACCUUCCCCGUGCAGAAGGAGAACCUGGCACUGCAGUCGUACCUUGUGUGGAGUGACACAGUCCUCAACAAGGCGCGCCACUUCAUCCGCACUAGCCUGCGUGUGCCCUUUGUUGGCAUUCACCUGCGCAAUGGCAUCGACUGGGUGCGUGCCUGCGAACACUUGGAGUCAAGUCCACUGCUCUUCUCGGCACCUCAGUGCGUGGGCUACAUGGGAGAGCGAGGCCCACUGCCUGCAUUAGCCUGCCUUCCCACUCCCGAGGUCGUCACGCAGCAGGUGGUGCGUGUUGUUCGAGCCUUGCGGGCACGUUCUGUCUUUGUGGCCACAGACAGUGAUGCUAUGCUUGACCGGCUAAACCGCGCCCUCGAGCCUCUGCAGGCAGUGGCCGUGCAGCGCGAGCCCAGCGACCCACAUGUGGACCUGGCCAUUCUGGGCCUGUCCAACCACUUUGUGGGCAACUGUGUGUCAUCGUUCAGUGCCUUCGUCAAGCGCCACCGUGACGUGAACGGCCUGCCCUCUUCCUUCUGGGCCUUCCAGCCAUUGGCCGAUGAUGGAGGCAUGAGUGCCAGUGAGCGCAUUCACCAGGAAUUGUGAUCGAUGCUAACACACUUGGUGGGAGUUGCAGCUCUGCAGAAAGGACACAUCGUUCGGAGGUCACUACUGUUCACGUCAACUCUGUCCAGGGACUACGGGAUCCAAGGAAGCCUAAGGACAUUUGCUGGCUGUGGUGGACCAUUCUUUGUUGUGAACACUGUGCAGAGUGUCAACAAGAAAAGGGACAUUCAGUUGAGUGAGAUGAGAUUAGCAGCCACAAGUUGUAAUUAGUCGAUGAUGCAAGAAAGGGUGAUCACCAGGAGAGGCCUUUAUCCUGAGGUGGACCUAGUGAAUAAGCUGAUGACAAUGACAGGCUUUCACUUGUACGAGAGUGUAAGAUGCAUUGUACUUUAUUAUGCAGCAACUGCAAAACGUGGGUUAUAUAGUGAUUUGUAUACAUCACAGAAUUAAGUGGUCUUUUAUUUUUCUUAAUACACUGCAUUCCCAGGACCAGUGCUUAGAGAAAGAAGCUGUCUUGCCUACAUAGUUGUUGAAAGACCUAUUGUGGUCGCAGGUGUAGCCCUUGUCCAGUGAUUGUUUUUCUGCUAAUUUAAAACAUAUCAUUUGUCGUUCUGUGCACUUUUGUCUGUUUGACAAGUGAUAGAAACAUAUGUUUUUAUACUAUAUGAUAAUUUUUUUUUGAGCACGAGUCUGUGAUGUGAAAUUUUGUGUGAGGCCACCAUUGAUUCAUUAAGUGGCAUAUUUUUUCACACUUGUAACCGAGCCCCUUGGCUAAAGAUAAGAGGCAUUUUUGCUAUACGUCAUGCAGCUGUCAUAUGCCAGGAAAAUGCUAUCUGUGUGAAGCUAGUGGGAACCAAACCCACAAAUGUGCUCGUUGUUUGUGUUGCUCUCAUUAUUUAUGCUCAUAUUUCAUGCUCUUCAUUUCACUGGGUAUUUGUAACCUGCUUUCUAUGUUGUGUCACUUGGAGCAUUGUGUUUCUACUGCUUGCUACGACAUUGCUGCAACUCAUUGUCAGUUGAAUGGCAGCAACUGGUUUCGAGUGAUUAACUAUGCAAAGAAACGAGGGUGGAGCAAAGGACAAAAAACAAUGCAAACAUAGAACUUCACUGUGCAUGGCUUUAUUUGUGCUUCUCGCUGCGUCCUUGUCUCGGUGCACAGUCAGUUACCAACUGGCACGAAGUGAGUUCUUUUUCUUUGAGCUGGUUUUCGGACAGAAAGUCUCUGCUCCACUCAGCACCAACCUUAUCCACUUUCUCUCCAUUCCUGUGCCAUGGUGCAUGAAGCACUUGUAAACCAGCAGUGCAGUGGAAAAAAAUUUAGUGAUACAGGUGGCAUACGUGUGGCUUCUAGCUGCUUAAAAUUGCACAGAUAUGCUUUCUGAUAAAGCAGUAGUGACACUGGCCACUGUUUGUCAUAGCAUGCCUGCUGACAUUAUUGCUUUCGUAAUUUGUAUUUUCCUACUUAAGAACCUGUCUGCAUAGAACAGUGUGAUAGCCUUGAAAACGCCGCAGAUGCUUUUGUGCUGGUGCCCUUCAUAAUCUUGCAUGAUAAAGAAAGAAAUUGGGGCAAAAAAAAAAAGAACGCAGAGAUGUUAGCUUGCACUUUUGUGCUCUGGCCAGCCACUCCUCUACACAAUAGAAGUGCCGAGGACAAACACAAGUGUGCGUGACUCGGCAAGUAUUUCUGAAGCUCUCAGUCGUCAAACAACGCUGUGUCAACGCUUGCCAAUUAUAAUUUUUCAAUAGCACCCUUAUCUCAUUCAGCUCUAGCGCACAAAGAGCAGGUAAACAAGCCCUUAGGCAUACCUCGUUAUAAUGAAAUGGGUUAGAACGAACUAAUUGUAAUUCCCCUAGAAAUUUUCAUAGAAUCCCUAAGAAUAAAAUGUUCUACUGCAGAAUAAAUUUCCCAUAAAUGGAUGUAACGUACAUUUCUUUAGUUCGUAGUGAAGAUAACCGAUUAUUUCGCAUCGACUAGGCCGAAAUGUGACGGCAUGCUAUGCUGCUAGUAAUUUCUCUGAUACAGCCUUUCAAAACAAAAUCCUGUGAGCUGCGGGUUACGUGGCAUCUUGCAAACUGGCCGCGAAUAUGCGUUAGCGUUGAUGAUGGCAUUACAAAAGGCAGUGCACCUUCGGCGGUGCACUGCAGGCCUUUUCAUUGGUUUUCCCAGUACUAGUAAAUCAUUGCAACACCCUCCUCAGGGUCGUCGGGCGGGCAAUGUUUACAACAAUGUAAUGAAUAUAAACUGAUUUCGGCUUCCAGUUCAGUUACAUUAUAUGCUCCUCAUAGUGGAGUUGGCCGGCGAGCGCUGCAGCACUUGUCGCAGCACAAGCGCAACUAUGGGAUAGAUGGCGUAUAGGCACCCUGUAAAUUACAGACAGUGCAGUUCGCGGCGUUGAAACCGGUCGCGGCACAGCAUGGUAUUGGCGUGCUUCAAUAACAGAAUGAAUCUUUUUGAAACACGUGAGCUCACGCUUUCCGUUCGGCGUCGUGGUCUUUGUUUAGCCGGCACUCCUCAAAUCACCGGCAACUACAUUUUCGUGCUCAUACGUUGACAUUCCUAAUGGCACCCGCCAGGGUGGCUCAGUCAGCUAAGGCGUUACGCUGCUGAGCAUGAGGGCGCGGGGUCAAAUCCCGGCCGCGGCGGCUGCAUUUCGAUGGAGGCGAAAUGCCAAAACGCUCGUGUGCUUGCGUUGUAGUGCACGUUAAAGAACCCCAGCUGGUCAAAAUUAAUCCGGAGCCCUCCACUACGGCGUGCCUCAUAAUCAGAACAGGUUUUGGCACGUAAAACCCCAGAAAGAAGAAGACAUUCCUAAUGGCAUCACCGGACGUUUGCGUCAUCCUUUUGCCUGUCUGUAGAGGCUUGGAAGGUGUCUGUCACCAUGUCAGAGCGAGGACAUUGUGUCUUUAGAUUGUUGAUCCUGGCGAUCUGAUGCCUUGCUCGAUUGCCCUACUGAUGCUUCAUCACCUCUGCUCUCGCGCUGGCAGGCAGGGCAGGCUCCUGUUACUUCAGCAUCCGGUGAUGGCACCGCCUGGGAGGUGCUAUUCACAUGGAUUGGCGGUGGCUGACUAGCUGGAUCCAUUCGCUCUGAUUUUUAACUCCAGACGAGAUAAUUUCAUUACUAUUUUUCAAUUACAUUUGGAUAGCGUGAUGCCUGUCACCGAUUUGCGAUGAAAGCACUGCAAUGCAUAAUAAUAAUGUGCCAAAAGUCCACCAUGAGGCAGCCCUGUUACAAAAAUCCAAAUUUCUGUCUACCUUAACGUGCCACUAAAUCUUAGUUUUCUAUUUCGCUUUCUUCAAAGUGUGGCUGCAAUAGCAAUGACCCAGCGAGAUGCAUUCACAUUUCAGUAAUUGAGGUUUCGCAAGAGCGUCGAAGCAUUGUCAUGAAAGAGGGAGCUAUUCGAAUACAAAGUAUAACUUCAUAUAUGACGUGGCGAUGUCCGAGAAAAAAAAAAACACUUUUUGUGUGUUGCCAUCGCUUCAAAUGUCUCUACUGCAGCACAAAAAAAAAGAAAAGAAAAAAGUUCUUUUACGCCGAGAACGUGUCCAAUGGGGUAUAACAUUUGUCGUAGGUGAAAGCGAAUAAUUUGGCUCUUGGAUUGAGUAACAAAGCGAAAUUAGCGCCAUUUCUGUUGCUCUAAGCAAAUCUGCGCAUGCAGUUUCAAUGCUACCACAAUGCAGGCAGACCCUCUGUGUCAGGCUGACUCAACUUGCCGCGCAAGGAGCUGAUAUUUCUUGCUCCGACGCGCCGCCUGGGCAGUGCCAAAAGCCUAUAGUAGUAAAGUUUUACUUAUUCUAAAUAGAAAUGGAAAGCACAGCUUUAAAAUGGUAUGCAAAAUCUGUGCUAAGAGGCACACAGUGAGAUAUUUUUUAAACAUGAGAAUGUUUAGUGUUAAAAGGAUGUGCUAAGGCACACUGGCAUGCCAUUUGCUCAUUUUGCCUCAGUCUCAUGAGUCAAGUUGAUACUUUGUCAUACUGCCAUAUUUCCGGCUUUUGUUUUUGAUACUUUUUCAACUUGGUUUUAUUUUCUUCCUGAACACAUUUAUGUUCUUCAAAUAAAGGCUUGCUUUUCUUUUGUCAGUGAUCAUUCCUUUCAAACAGCAUUUUUUUUGUUAUUCCUUUGGAAACGUGGAGGCAAUUGUUCACAGAAAAGUUGAACUGUUUCUUCAGCAACCUCUGCAGUAUUCAUUAGCCGUGGCCCCUGUUUCUUAUCACUUGGUGUAAAAUUACUGUAAACAUAUAUUGUACAGAAUACUAGGGUUGAUUUGACCUGAUCACGAGGUAUAUCCAGUGUAAAAUGUGGCAACAGGCGUUUCUAAGAGUAGUCAGGAAAAGUUGUUUCAACAUUUACUAGGCAUUUCUAUUACAUGUUUACUGAGUGAAAUAAAAAGUUGUGUGUUCCUACGAAGCCACGACCAUAAAUAAGGCAGUAUCUUAAUUGCAACCAAUUUACAGCUGCAUUCAGCACAGAUAUCCUGUUUUAUGCUGUGCACUCACAUAAAUGAGUGCUAGUUGUGUACAAAAUCUGUACUACUCUCGGUGCACCUUCCAUCCAAUGAAGGUUGGGUCACUGUUUCAUAAUACAGCCAACAAAGCUUCCAAGUCGCUGCGGACGGGCCAUUAGAACUGGAGUCACUUGAGUUUUGUACAAGAACAUGUAUGUUUAUUAUCAUUGAUUACAGUGCAAUUCUUGCAGAACCUCGAAUGCGCCAUGCCGUGGGCAUGCAGCGGGUGUGCGUGUUUCCGCCAACUUUAUCUUGUGCCAGUCUAUCUUGCAUCCAUUUAUGUUCUUUGUACAGCCACAGUGUGUACUGCUGCGGUACUUGUACAAAUGAUGCGCGCAUAAGCGUGAUACGGCAUGCUGUUUUCCCGAAGGGCUGUUUGAUGGCACGUCAGUAAAAACCAUGUCAUGAC
Dermacentor silvarum is the source of this 7264-nucleotide messenger RNA. RefSeq names its product GDP-fucose protein O-fucosyltransferase 1. Bases 1240 to 2391 code for a protein of 383 amino acids. Gene Ontology annotation, molecular function: peptide-O-fucosyltransferase activity. Lineage: Eukaryota; Metazoa; Arthropoda; Arachnida; Ixodida; Ixodidae. Gene Ontology annotation, biological process: Notch signaling pathway; protein O-linked glycosylation via fucose. The record is from RefSeq and is a predicted model, not a curated record. The transcript is spliced from 9 exons.